Mucor velutinosus is the source of this 1086-nucleotide messenger RNA. It is a transcript of the gene THI80, whose product is annotated as thiamine pyrophosphokinase. The coding region runs from base 1 to 1086 and encodes 361 amino acids. The record is from RefSeq and is a predicted model, not a curated record. The transcript has 5 exons. NCBI's taxonomy places the organism in Eukaryota, Fungi, Mucoromycota, Mucoromycetes, Mucorales, Mucoraceae.
AUGGAAGCUCAAAUCAAAGAACUUAUUCCUUUCUUGCAUCAACCUGCUUUAGAGAUUAGAGCCAUUGCACUUCAUCAUCUUGUUCCUUAUACGCCAAAUGGAAAUGAAUACCGUCAUCUAUUGCUCGAGCAAAAAGCUGGUGUUUGCAAAGAUCUUAAAGCUUUGUGUAAAGAGGAUCCAGUAACCGCUCAUGACGCUCUUCGUGCAUUGAUCAACCUAUCCAGCGAUCCACUUGUUCAACAUGAACUAGAUGACCUUGAUUUCCUCAACUACAUUGGCAGAUUAAUCACUAAUGCCAAAUCCGUUCUUGCCGAUCUUGCUUGUAUGCUUUUAUCUAACAUGACCAAAUUUGAACCCACCUGUGUCAAAGUUAUCAACAGCAAGGCUGAACCAGUCGAAGGACUCAUCGAAUCCACCCGUUUAUUAGAUCAACUCGUCGAGGUCUUCCACAAAGGCUACAAGAAGGAAUACAACCCUGAGGCUGAAUUUCACUUUUUAGCCAGCGUGUUCUCCAACGUGUCAAGUAUUCGCUUGGGCCGUGUCUUUAUGAUCGAACCUGCUCCUGCAGACAAAUUAUCCCCACUCACCAAGAUUCAAAUUUUCACUGAAGAUCGCAAUGUCAUUCGUCGUGGCGGUGUGGAUUCUGUCAUUAAGAACUGCUGUUUUGAAACUCGUGAGCAUGAACGUCUUUUAGAUCCCAACGACAUCAAUGUGUUGCCUUUCAUCUUAUUGCCCUUGUGUGGCAAUGAAGAGUACGAUAUUGAAGAAUUUGAACAGUUCCCUGAAGAGAUCCAAAUGUUGGAUGACGACAAGAAACGUGAAAAUGAUCGCAUGCUUCGUGAAAUGUUGUUGGAAUCUAUCAUUUUAUUAGCAUCCACUCGUUAUGGCCGUGAUUAUCUGCGCCAAAAGCAAGUUUACCGCGUCAUUCAGCGUCUUCAUUUACAAGAAACAGAUGAAGAUCUCAAGGAGCACUGUGUCACCAUUGUCGAUUUAUUGGUCCGUGAUGAGGAUGGAGCCGAAGUAUCUGAAAUCAAGCCCAAAGAAGAUGAAGAUGACGAGGAUAUGAUUAUUGAAGAAAUUGCUUAA